ACACAGGGUGGGGCGGGGACAGUAGUGCGGCUCCCAGGUACUCCCAGGUAGGCUAGGAGGUGGGCGUGAAAUCCCAUCUCAUGAAUAUUCAGAUUUAGCUUUUGGCCCGCCCUUUGCCUUCUCUCGAUACUGGGAUUGGACGUUUCCUCUUUCCUCACCCCUCUCGCCUCUGCUGCCUUUGCUUAUUUUCCAGCUGUUCUUUCCCAAUUCCACGAACUUUCUUCCUGGGAGUCUCGUGGUGGCCAUCGGGCGGGACCGAGGGGACACAGUUCCCUGAGCUUCUAGGGAGGAUGGGGUGGGGCCUCGCGGUUAGUCCAGAGGAUCGGUGCCCCUCCCCGUUCUUUAUGUAAAUGGCUGGGCGUGCUCCACCUCCUCCCCGGCUCGGGGCGGUGGAGGUGACCAGGAAGGAGACGGCUCCUUAACAGCCUGUGGGCCAGGCGAAGGGGAGCUAAACCGAGCCGGCUGCAGGCUCCAGGAGACGCCGAGGCCUUGGGGCAGCGGCCGGUCCAGAGUUGCGGGUCAUUGGUGGGGCAGCCAGGAGCCAAGAAGGAUGAGAAGGUUCUUGAGAUCUGGACAUGAUCAAGCCCGGGAGCGACUGAAACAGGAUCUCUUUAAAUUUAGCAAGACUGUGGAACAUGGCUUCCCCCACCAGCCCAGUGCACUGGGCUACAGCCCCUACCUCCGAAUCAUGGCUAUUGGGACCAGGUCUGGAGCCAUCAAGCUCUAUGGCGCCCCUGGCGUGGAGUUCAUGGGUCUUCACCGGGAGAACAAUGCUGUGGUACAAAUCCAUUUCCUCCCUGGCCAGUGCCAAUUGGUCACCUUACUGGAUGACAACAGCCUGCACCUCUGGAGCCUAAAUCAGAGAAAUGGGGUAUCUGAGCUGCAUGAAGAAAAGUUCUCCACUCUUCGGGGGCCCCCGGGGGCUGCCCCCAGUGCCACCCAAAUUACAGUGAUUCUGCCUCAUUCCUCCCAAGAGCUGCUAUAUCUGGGCACUGAAAGUGGCAACGUGUUUGUGGAGAAGCUGCCCUCCUUCCAGAUGCUAGAGGACCAGAUGAUCAGUACGGAGGCUGUCUUGCAAUGGUUGCCUAAGGAUGCACAGCACUGGCGGGCAUUUGAGAUGGUAGAGGCACUACAAGAACAUCCACAGGACCCUACCCGGGUCCUGAUUGGCUAUAGCAGGGGCCUUAUCAUUAUCUGGGACCUUCAAAAUAGCCGGGUGCUACACCACUUCCUGAGUGGCCAGCAACUGGAGAAUGUCUGCUGGCAGCGAGAUGGGGGUUGCAUUGUCAGUUGCCAUUAUGAUGGGAGCUACUGCCAGUGGAAAGUGUCCAGUGAAGCCCAGCAUCCUGAGCCCUUGCAAAGCAGAGUGCCUUAUGGUCCUUAUCCUUGCAAAGCUAUUUCUAAAAUCUUCUGGCUGACGACCAGGAAAGGGCUGCCCUACAUCAUCUUCCAGGGUGGCAUGCCCCGAGCCAGCUAUGGAGACCGGCACAGCAUCUCAGUGACUCAUGGGAACCAGGAGACAGCAUUUGACUUUACCUCUCGAGUCAUUGACUUUACUGUCCUCACAGAGGCUGCCUCUGACUUUGAUGAGCCUUAUGCUAUGGUGGUGUUGGCAGAAGAGGAGUUGGUGGUGAUUGACUUGAAGACAGCAGGCUGGCCAGCCAUCCAAGCCCCAUACCUAGCAUCCCUCCACUGUUCUGCCAUUACCUGCUCCCACCACGUCUCUAGCAUCUCCCUGAAGCUGUGGGAGAGGAUCAUUGCAGCUGGAAACAAACAGAAUUCUCACUACUCUACCAUGGUGUGGCCCAUUGAUGGGGGUACCAGUUUGGCCCCAGAUCCGCCUCAGAGGGACCUGCUGCUCACUGGACAUGAGGAUGGCACAGUGAGGUUCUGGGAUGCCUCGGGCGUCUGCCUACGCCUGCUCUAUAAGCUAAGCACAGUCCGUGUGUUCCUCACUGACACUGACCCCAACGACAACCUCAAUGCUGUGGGAGAGGAUGAGUGGCCCCCGCUGAGGAAGGUUGGCUCUUUCGAUCCCUACAGUGAUGACCCACGACUGGGGAUUCAGAAGAUCUUCCUUUGCAAAUAUAGUGGUUACUUGGCAGUGGCGGGGACUGCAGGGCAGGUGCUCGUGCUGGAGUUGAAUGACGAGGAGGCAGAACAGGUGGUAGACCACAUAGAAGCUAACCUGUUGCAGGACCAAGAAGGCUAUCGAUGGAAGGGGCAUGAGAGGCUUCGGGCUCGGCAGGGGCCCAUCUGCUUUGAGUCGGGCUUCCAGCCUUUCAUCCUAGUACAGUGCCAGCCCCCGGCGGUGGUCACCUCGCUGGCCCUGCACUCGGAGUGGAAGCUUGUGGCCUUUGGAACAAGUCAUGGCUUUGGGCUUUUCGAUCACCAGCAGAAGAGACAGGUUUUUGUCAAAUGUACACUGCACCCUAGUGACCAACUAGCCAUGGAGGGCCCCCUGUCCCGUGUAAAGUCUCUGAAGAAAUCCUUACGGCAGUCAUUCCGAAGAAUGAGCCGGAGCAGGGCAUCCGGUCGCAAGCGGCGCAUGGCUGGCAACUCAGGGGAGUUGCAGGAGCCCAAUGCCAGGGCAGAUCGAGUAGGCUUACAAAACAUGGAGCUGGCCCCGGUGCAGAGGAAGAUUGAGGCCAGGUCAGCGGAGGACUCAUUCACUGGCUUUGUCCGGACCCUCUACUUCGCUGACACCUACCUUCGGGACAAUUCUUACCACUGCCCUUCCCUGUGGGUGGGCACCAAUGGUGGCACAGUCUAUGCCUUUUCCUUGCGUGUCCCACCUCCUGAUAGGAGAAUGGAAGAACCAAUCAGAGCUGAACAGGCCAAGGAGAUCCAACUGAUGCACCGUGCCCCCGUGAUAGGCAUCCUGGUCCUGGAUGGGCGAGGCAUGCCCCUCCCUGAACCCCUGGAGGCAGCCCACGACCUCUCAAAGAGCCCGGACAUGCAGGGCAGCCACCAGCUCCUUGUUGUAUCUGAAGAGCAAUUCAAGGUGUUCACUCUGCCCAAGGUCAGUGCAAAGCUGAAACUCAAACUCACCGCGUUGGAGGGCUCACGGGUACGGCGGGUCGGCGUGGCCCACUUUGGCAGCUGCAAGGCGGAGGACUAUGGGGAACACCACCUAACCGUCCUCACGAAUCUGGGUGACGUCCAGGUAGUCUCCCUGCCCUUCCUCAAGCCCCAGGUACGAUACGGCUGCAUCCGCAAGGAAGACGUCAGUGGUAUUGCUUCCUGUGUCUUCACCAAAUACGGCCAAGGCUUCUACCUGAUCUCACCCUCUGAGUUUGAGAGGUUCUCUCUCUCCACAAAGUGGCUGGUUGAGCCUCGGUGUUUAGUGGACACAGCAGAAACCAAGAACCACUGCUCGACCCUCAAUGGCUCAGGCGUCAAGAAGGGCUCAAGCAAAGCCAGGAGCUCGGAGAACUCGGGAGAUGGAGGCGGGAGGAGUCAGGAACCAUUGAUGGAACGGGCCCUACUCAAUGAUGAGAGAGUCCUGAAGGAGAUCCAGAGCACUUUGGAAGGUGACAGAGGGAGUUAUGGGGAGUGGUAUUCCCAGCAAGUUGCAGUGGGACGUAGACACAAUAAUGGUGGAGUAGAGUGAUGAUUGCCGAUGCAGAGGCUGCCUCGAAGACUCCAGUGCCACAACACUACUGAAGGGCCUACCAUGGAGGGUGCUGACCCUAGUGGAGGUCUGGGUGGGGCCCGUCCAGGGUUAGACAGGAGUACCCCCCUGGCCUGCACCUCUGCUGCUUCUCCGGCUUCUCCAACAACCACCAUCCCCCCCCCCUUACCCCCUUUGGUGGGGGGGAAGGUUGGAAUCCAGAGACAUCCCGAAUGGACAGGAUGACCCCUUCCCCAACUCCUUGUCUGUCUUAGUCCCUUUUGUCAAUGUUUGCACAGUUUUUACUCUCUUCCCCCUCCCCCCUCCUUUUGUAGUGGGAUGAGUUUUAAAUUAUAAAUUUUAACUGCCUCUGGGUGAAAAAGUUUUUUUUAAAAAAAUACCUUAUUACCUCUUUGCUGGACUGACCCAAUGAUUUAUUUGGUACUUUUUAAAAAUCCUGUAGGGUUUUACAUUUAAAUGAAUAUGGAUUUUUAGAAAUGUACUGUCGGCUGAGUCCCUGAGGGAGCUGGGACCCCCUAAGGGCCGAGGGCAUAGGGUCUUAUCCCCUAAACCCCCUGGGGGAAGACUCUAUUCUUGUAGCUGUUUUAAAACAGAGCAAACCAUGUCUAAACACUGUGGCCUGGUCUUUUUGGAAUAAAGGACUGGAGUGUUUAUUAUCCUAA
This is a messenger RNA of Phascolarctos cinereus (koala), 4296 nucleotides long. RefSeq names its product LLGL scribble cell polarity complex component 2 (gene LLGL2). Lineage: Eukaryota; Metazoa; Chordata; Mammalia; Diprotodontia; Phascolarctidae. Gene Ontology annotation, cellular component: cortical actin cytoskeleton; plasma membrane; cytoplasm. The record is from RefSeq and is a predicted model, not a curated record. Gene Ontology annotation, biological process: cortical actin cytoskeleton organization; regulation of Notch signaling pathway; Golgi to plasma membrane transport. Gene Ontology annotation, molecular function: myosin II binding; GTPase activator activity.